Acanthosepion pharaonis is the source of this 1377-nucleotide messenger RNA. NCBI's taxonomy places the organism in Eukaryota, Metazoa, Mollusca, Cephalopoda, Sepiida, Sepiidae. The record is from the annotation of a GenBank genome assembly.
AUGCAAUUGCAGCAUAUUUUUAGUGUCCCUUCGAAUUUUCUUACAUUUAUUUUUUCUUUAUUGCAAUCUUUCAUUGACUCUUUUAUUUAUUUCUAUUGUUUUCUUUACUACCUUUUUCUACUUUCUUUCUCUGUAAUUAUAUUCUAUCUAUCUAUCUAUCUAUCUAUCUAUCUUAAUCUAUUCAUAUCUUCUAUUCAUAUCUAUCUAUGUUUGUAUCUUGGUCUAUUCAUAUCUAUCUAUCUAUCUAUCUAUCUAUCUAUCUUAGUCUAUUCAUAUUUGUCUAUUUUAGUCUAUUCAUAUCUAUCUAGGUUAGUAUCUUGGUCUAUUAUUCAUAUCUAUCUAUCUAUCUAUCUUAGUCUAUUCAUAUCUGUCUAUUUUAAUCUAUUCAUAUCUAUCUAUGUUUGUAUCUUGGUCUAUUCAUAUCUAUCUAUCUAUCUAUCUAUCUAUCUAUCUAUCUAUCUAUCUUAUCUAUUCAUAUCUAUCUAUCUAUCUAUCUAUCUUUUCUAUCUAUCUAUCUUAUCUAUUCAUAUCUAUCUAUAUCUUGGUCUAUUCAUAUCUAUCUAUCUAUCUAUCUAUCUAUCUCUCUAUCUAUCUAUCUAUCUUAGUCUAUUCAUAUCUGUCUAUUUUAGUCUAUUCAUAUCUAUCUAUGUUUGUAUCUUGGUCUAUUCAUAUCUAUCUAUCUAUCUAUCUAUCUAUCUAUCUAUCUAUCUAUCUAUCUAUCUGUCUGUCUUUGUAUCUAUUUUUUCUCUCUCAGUUCUCUAUUCUUUUAUUUCUUUCCUAUCUCAUCAUUUUUUUAACACUUCUCCCUCUAAACUAUCACUCCUUUUUUUCUUCUUCUUUUGGUAUACCCUUCAUAUAUACAUUAUUUCUUCUCUUUCAUCUCUUCCUUUCACUUUCUGUACAUUUUCUUCUAUUGUUGGCUUUCCUGUCUCUCUUCUUUCUUUCUACCACUCUGUAAUUAUAUUCCUUAUUUCCUAUCUAUCUAUCUAUCUAUCUAUCUAUCUAUCUCUCUAUCUAUUUUAUGUCUAUCUAUCUAUCUAUCUAUCUAUCUAUCUAUCUAUCUAUCUAUCUAUCUAUCUUAGUCUAUUCAUAUCUAUUUAUCUAUCUAUUUUAGUGUUUUCACAUCUAUCUUAUUGUUGUUGUUGUUGUUGUUGUUGUUCUUCUUCUUCUUCUUCUUCUUCUUCUUCUUCUUCUUACUCCUCCUCUUUUUUGUCUGCAAUAUGUUUUCUUGAAUCUUCUCAUUCAAUUUCUUUCUUUUCUUCUUUCAUUUUCUUCUUUUUUCUCCUCCUCCGCCUCAUCUUCUUCUUCCUCUUCUUCUUCUUCUUCUUCUUCUUCUUCUUCUUCUUCUUCUUCUUUGUUUUCAAUAGGUUUUCUUGA